CUGUUAUAUGCGAGAAACUAGCAAGUCUAUCUCAAUUGAUAAGUUUGAGUGCUCGGAACCGGCUGUUUUUGAAUUUCAGAUUAUUAAAAUUUAAAACUAAAGUAUUUUAUUGUCGCAGAGAAACCAAUUAAGAAAAAAGCAUUAUGAAACAGAUUGCAGUUAUUGGAGGCACCGGUAUGACUGGGCAAUGUGUAGUCGAUCAUGCCUUGCAGAAAGGUUUAAGUGUGCGUUUACUUUACCGUACUGAAAAGACAGUACCAGAACGUUUUAAGGGCAAAGUCGAGCUGGUGCAGGGUAAUGUAUGCAAUUUGGACGAUUGCAAACGUGUAAUCAAUGGUGUAGACGGUGUUUGUGUUAUACUUGGUACACGCAAUAAAUUGGAUGCCACAACGGAACUGUCUGAAGGUACAGCCAAUAUCAUUGCAGCUAUGAAAGCAAACAAUGUACGUCGCUUUUCCAUUGUUAUGUCAACAUUCCUUUUACGUCCUAUUAGCGAGGUUCCAGCAGUUUUUCAUAAAUUGAAUGAGGAACAUCAACGCAUGUUGGAUCUAACAAAAGCAUCGGAAUUGGAAUAUGUUGCUGUAAUGCCACCGCAUAUAGCAGAUGAACCAUCAAGUGAAUACAAUAUAACAUUCGAAGAACCAGCCGGACGCAUGAUUUCCAAAUAUGAUUUGGGAAAAUUUAUUGUCGAUAGUUUGGAGCAAGAAGAAUACAUUGGUAAAGUUUGUGCCAUUGCUAAAAAAAUGAAUAAAGCAUAAUAGUUUAAUAUUGUUAUUAAAAUUUUAAUUUUGCUAAAACGCACACACAAAAAAUUUAAAUAUGAAUAUUUAAGAAUCUUAAAUUUAUUCACUAAGUGAUUUAGAAUGUGUGUGUGUGGGAUUUAUUAACAAGUAUUUGCACUUGUUUGUGUAGUUAGUAACUAAGUUCAAUACAUAUGAAUAUGUAAGCCAAUUAAUUAUUAUCACCUUUAAACGUCUGUUUUGCAUAACUAUUUUAAGCAAGAUAUCAAUUUAAAUUCCUAAUAAUUUUAUAGUUUACCUUAAUU
Teleopsis dalmanni is the source of this 1045-nucleotide messenger RNA. Its product is annotated as flavin reductase (NADPH)-like. Bases 144 to 758 code for a protein of 204 amino acids. The record is from RefSeq and is a predicted model, not a curated record. The transcript is spliced from 3 exons. Lineage: Eukaryota; Metazoa; Arthropoda; Insecta; Diptera; Diopsidae.